AUGGCUCCGUUAAAAUUCAGCAUCUCCGUAUUAUUCAUAAUCUCUUACCUGGUCCUAGUCCGCUGUCUUCGAUGGCGCCGCUAUGACAAACUCCAUAUGAAGUACAUGAAGCGAGACAUCAAUAGCCUUACGAUGCGAGAGGCACAGGAAAUUCUCCAGCUGUCGCUCUUGUGGGACAUGCCAGACCUCGUGAUCUACGCCUACUCAUUCGCCCUCUUCAAGACGUAUGGGAUCCCGACUAUAUCUGAGUUAUUGACCAACACGAAUGAAUUAUCAUGCGAGAGCAGUGUAUCAAAACGGUACUCAGAUGCGAGUGUUUUUCUUUUGUACUUCGCAACUUGGUUGAAUUGCUGCAUCACUGCUAUGGUCGGCCAGCCCGGCGACUCACGAACUGAAACUACCAUUGGAGCCGACGAUCCCAGAGGUGCAAUUGCGCUAGCUCGAGUAAACUGGCUUCAUAGCAAAUAUAAAAUAAGCAAUGAUGACUACCUAUACACCCUGGCCCUAUUCAUUCUCGAACCAAUUACUUGGUGCUCGAAAUGGGGAUGGAGGCCUCUUUCUGACCUUGAGGCCCACGCUAUGUUCGUCUAUUGGCGCAAUAUAGGAGAGAAUAUGCAUAUCAAGGACAUUCCGGAAACUCUUGAUGAGCUUCGUGAAUGGAGUCUAAGCUAUGAGACGACUGCGAUGAUUCCUAGACAAUCCAAUCAUGACCUCGCCGAAGCCACUACUAACGAGCUUCUUGGUACAGUUCCGAACGGUCUUGGUUUGCGCACAAUACUGCGGCAUGUGGUCUGGGCAUUAUUAGACGAGAGAGUUCGGAUAGCAAUGAUGUUUCCUCCACAACAUCAAAUACUUCAUGGCACCAUAUCGAUAUGCCGCAUGGCAUUUAUUCUCUUCGAGAGAUACUGCUGUCUACCGAGAUUUGGUCCACGCCUCUUCGUUAAUGCACCACACAACAUGAAUAUGACGCCAGACGAUGGGUCCUCACUCCCACGCAUGCACCCUGCCUGGUUCGCAGCUCGACCAUGGUAUCGGCGAGAGUCGAACGGGCUGCGGUGGAUGGUAGAAAGGGUGGCUUUGGCGCUAGGGAUGAUAACGGUAUAUAAGAUUCCGAGCAAGGAGUUGAAGAGUCAAGGAUAUAGACUUGAAGAGAUGGUGGGUCAACAUCCUUUAUGUAUGAUAGAGAUUCACUAUGCUGAUACACUAUAUAUUUUAGGGCCCUGUUCGAUUUGA
Stereum hirsutum FP-91666 SS1 is the source of this 1233-nucleotide messenger RNA. RefSeq lists its product as uncharacterized. NCBI's taxonomy places the organism in Eukaryota, Fungi, Basidiomycota, Agaricomycetes, Russulales, Stereaceae. The transcript is spliced from 8 exons. Bases 1 to 1233 code for a protein of 410 amino acids. Gene Ontology annotation, molecular function: oxidoreductase activity. The record is from RefSeq and is a predicted model, not a curated record.